This is a messenger RNA of Adineta ricciae, 1113 nucleotides long. Lineage: Eukaryota; Metazoa; Rotifera; Eurotatoria; Adinetida; Adinetidae. The record is from the annotation of a GenBank genome assembly.
AUGUGGCAUAAUAUCGUUCGUUUUGGUCUUCUGCGAAUCUUCUAUCCGUGUUUAAUGAUAUUCGGGACAAUAGGCAAUAUUCUCUGUUUGAAAAUUCUUUUACGAAAGCGUUUUCGUCGGCAAUCAACAUGUCAAUACUUGUGUAUACUGGCUGUAAUCGACAUACUUUUUAUCUAUUUGAGAUCGACACGUUAUGUUUAUCGAUAUAUGUUUCAUGUCGACGUACGGAAUACAUCACUAUGGAUUUGUCGGUCAUUUACGUUUUUUUCCUCGUCUUUGUCGCAUUUAGCAUCCUGGAUCUUAGUUGUUUCCGCGUGAACGCAUAUACCAUUACAAAUACCAAGUAUUCAAACAGAUCUUGAGAAUGCUACUGAAAAUUCUAGCUCCACUCUUCGUUUCGUGUGCAUAGCACGAGAAGAAUAUGAAGAAUUCUUUCGUUUAUACGUACCAGUUUUCGACUUACUUCUUGUCGCUAUCAUUCCAUUUUGUUUGAUGGUCUUCACCAACAUCGGUAUCAUUCGUACGACUAUGCGUUCGAAUAUGUUAUUUACAACAUCGAAAAAGCAACAACGACAUAAUCGCUUAACUAUCAUGUUAUUGUCCGUCACAUUAGCAUUCAUGCUGCUGACGUGUCCGUCGGUUGUUUAUAUAUGUAUAAAUCGAUUAAAAUCGCCGAAAAGAGUUUCCGAUACAAAAUUACUUGUCUUGGAUCUACUUGAAUCGCUGUGGUAUACGAAACAUGCAUUAAAUUUUAUACUCUAUACACUGAGCGGACAGGAUUUUCGACGAGAAUUUAUCAAAUUACUGUCCUGUUCUCAGCGUAAAGUACCCAAUUCGUCAAAUACUCUCGGGAACAAUAGUCUAGAUAUUCAAGUCAAUGUAUACACGAAUAAUUCCCCGUAUGUGAAUCGACGAGCACUUGACCAACGACAUAGACAAUCUGAUUGCGAACUAAAUAAUGCGUCCACAUUACUAAUUUCUAAAUCUUUACGCGUAAGAGCUCCGACAGGCGUCCACAGUGAUUUUAUCGUUUCGACCACAUAUUCAACUACUCAAACCGGUACAAGUGAUGCGCGACGUUCAUCAUCAACUACAAAAACAUCGGUACAAUAG